AUUUCAGGACUUUAGUCUCCCAGUAGCUGGAAUACAAAGCAGCAGAAUAAGAAGAGUUCUAACUGGGACAAAGCAUAUUUGUAGCAUAACUCCAGCAUUCGCAGGCACUGAAUCUUAAUGAAAGACAGAGAGGUGGAAGACAUCCAAGGAAAAGCAAAACACCACUUCAUCUCUCAGUUCAAACAGAACAAACUGGCUAGCUGAAAACCCUGACACUCCAGCCCCAAAGACACCCAGACGGAAGAAGCCUUCAUUCUUUGCAGUAUGGCCAACAUUGCAAGAUUCCUGCUUAGAUGCUUUCUUACAUUUGCCCUGUUUUUUCUAGCCUAUGCUGGUGCAAGACCACGAGAAGAUUCCCUGGCUUCGGCUGAUGAACCCAUUUCACAAAGGAAAAUGCUUCUAUUUCACAGAUCAGUCCAAGAUGCAGACCUGAUGUACGAGUUGUUAAUGGGAGGCCUGGUAAUUGAAGAUGAUGGCACAAUGAAAUUGCAGGAUGAAGAGCUGGCUUCUUUGCGCAGUGCAAAGCCAUUCAUCUCCAUUCUGAUGCAUGUCUCUAGAACACCUGACAAUAUCAAUCAGUUACUGACAAAACUCUCACGGACUGAAGAUCCCAUGGAGAUGGUGGACUAUGAGAAGGUGGUUUUCAGUACCGUGUAUACUGCACUACGUGCAAAAAUGAGCAAUGGGCCAGAACAACAGCAGUGGGCAGAGCUAUGCGUCCGCCUGGCAAAUCAGACCCUGAUCGAUCUGCACAGGGAGUCACUGCUCUACGGAUAUAAGAAGGUUAAAUUCCUGAGAAGGGUGACACCAGAUGUAUAACAGGGAUUGCAGAACAAUGCAGGCAGGACUUCUGGUAUUGCCUGCAGUGUAAGAACAGUACAAACCAACUCAAUUAGCUCCCUGGAGAUGUUCAACUGGUCCACCUCCAGCAGUUUAUUUUCUCUCUUCUAACAGAUAAAAAUAUUGUUUUUAUAUGCAGUGUACAUUCUGUUUAAAUGGUAUAAUCCUAACCUAGUCAACCUAAUAAAUAAUGCAAGUACAGAGAA
Messenger RNA from Protopterus annectens (West African lungfish), 1046 nucleotides. Its product is annotated as protein FAM180A-like. The transcript has 3 exons. Lineage: Eukaryota; Metazoa; Chordata; Ceratodontiformes; Protopteridae. Bases 265 to 819 code for a protein of 184 amino acids. The record is from RefSeq and is a predicted model, not a curated record.